CUGCCACUCUCAAGUGUUGAGUCUGGAAUUUUACUCGUAACUCCAAGUUUCUUCUUCCCGUCAAUACAACGUAUCCUUUUGCAAAACCUCGUCUUUCGCUAUGCCCCCCGAUCUUUCUCAGAACAAGGCCGUUAGGCUGGUCAAACAUGCUGCCGACAAUCACUACGCUAUAUGCGCGACUUGUUGUUACAACGUUGAGGGAAUCCUGGCUUCAGUAAGAGCCGCAGAGGCAAAGCGAUCGCCUUUGAUUAUACAACUUUUCCCAUGGGCGGUCCAGUACGCCAAUGGUAUUCUUGUCCAUGCGGCACGCGAAGCCGCCGACAACGCCAGCGUCCCAGUUGCACUGCACAUGGACCACGCGCAAACACCAGAAAUGGUAAAGAGAGCGGCGGACUUCGAGAGAGGGUUCGACGGCAUUAUGGUCGACAUGUCCCACUACGACGACAACCUUGAGAAGACAGCAGAACUUGUCAAGUACUGCAAUGAGCGCGGAAUCAUCACCGAGGCGGAACCUGGGCGAAUUGAUGGUGGAGAGGACGGUGUGGGGGACCUCUCAGAUCUGGGGUUGGAGGCGAUCCUCACCACACCGGAGCAGGCCGAGGAGUUCGUCGCUACAGGGAUAAAUUGGCUGGCUCCCGCUUUCGGCAACGUACACGGUAACUACGGGCCGAAGGGGCCACAACUGGACUACGAGCGCCUGAAGCGCGUACAUAAGAAGGUUGGUGACCGUGUCAGCCUGGUGCUGCAUGGUGCUGGCGCAGAGUGGUUCCAAGAGAAGCUGCUGAGGGAUUGCAUCGACUGCGGUGUCGCGAAAAUGAACAUCAACGAUGCGUUCAACAACGAUUUCACAAAGGUCAUGCAAGGGCAAGCAGGCAAGACACCGAUCACCGGGCUGAUCGAGAAGGCGACCGACGCAAUGCAGAAGAGCAUUGAGCAGUACAUGGACUGGAUGGGCUCGUCAGGAAUGGCAGACAAGAUUCAAUAGAGCUAGAGGAAGGAAUAGAAGGAUCCGUUCAUAUAUACAUUUGUAUCAUCAAGCGAAGGGUAUCAGAAGUUUUCUCUCUGCCAAAAGUCAAGAUCAGUGGAAGCCACUUGACCAAGAAAUGCUUCAUCCAUCCCAAAGCCAUACGAUCCAAU
Molecule: messenger RNA, 1137 nt
Organism: Macroventuria anomochaeta
Lineage: Eukaryota; Fungi; Ascomycota; Dothideomycetes; Pleosporales; Didymellaceae
Product: fructose-bisphosphate aldolase
Exons: 1
Coding region: 101-985 (294 amino acids)
Biological process (GO): carbohydrate metabolic process
Molecular function (GO): aldehyde-lyase activity; zinc ion binding
Source: RefSeq, a predicted model, not a curated record